Molecule: messenger RNA, 2478 nt
Organism: Xylona heveae TC161
Lineage: Eukaryota; Fungi; Ascomycota; Xylonomycetes; Xylonales; Xylonaceae
Exons: 3
Coding region: 136-2052 (638 amino acids)
Biological process (GO): lipid metabolic process
Molecular function (GO): triacylglycerol lipase activity
Source: RefSeq, a predicted model, not a curated record
UCCCCACAAUUGCCCACCAUAACAAUGUUAUUAUCCAACAAUUGAUAGUCAAAGCUCACAAUAUGUCUUGACUUUUUCUGUUUCAUACGCGAACUUCUUUCCCGGAAUGUGCAGGUCUUUGGUCACGCCAACGACAUGUUGGACCGGUACAACCCUUUCCAUCUGCUCGCAUCUCUCUGGGCGCUCUUUGUUGAAGUAGCUGUAUUUUGGCGAUUGAAAUUGGUGUUUUGGUGGCGUGCCAAAAGACCUCGAGAUGCGCUGCUAGAAGUUCUAGCUGACGCACGAGUUUAUGAAGAAUGGGAAGGGGCAGCAUAUCAAUUAGACGAAUUGCUUGGAAAUGACCUUUGGCGUCAAAACCCUACAAGCAAGUACUACGACUACCGUCUCAUAUACCAGCGUCUUCAGGCCAUCAUCGAGGCCAGAGAAGAUGACGAUAUCCCAUCGUUAGUAAAUUUGUUGCGUUCAGGCCUUGUGCGCAACCUGGGAAAUAUUUCUGCGCCCCGACUAUUCAACCGCGCAUAUGCAGGCACGAAACUGCUUAUUGAAGACUACAUAACCCAAGUCGCUCUGGCAAUCGAAUACGUUACAGCACUUCCCACCUCGUCCGGCCAUGAAGGGGGCUUGACCAGUCAAGCGAAGCUUGAUCUUUUGCACGAUACCCGUCAAGCAUUCGGACGAUCCGCCUUGGUUCUUCAGGGUGGUGCUAUCUUCGGCCUAUGCCAUCUCGGAGUCGUCAAGGCUCUCCAUCUCCGAGGCUUGCUUCCGCGCAUCAUCGUUGGGACAGCGACCGGAGCCCUGAUUGCCGCCCUUGUUGGCAUUCAUACCGAGGAUGAGCUCCUCGGGUUCUUAAGCAGCGAUGCCAUAAACUUGACUGCAUUUGCGGGGCGUCGAUCUUCUGGCCGGAGUAACAGCACAAGUAGCCCCAGCAACGGACCCAAAUCCGAAAAGUCCGAUGUGAAUAGCGAUGAUAACGACAAGAGAAAUGGCAGUGAAGCAUCACCACCAUCACCAACAGAUGACGAGGCUCAGGAAAGCGGGUGGUAUGCGACCUUGAUGCGGCGUAUCAAGCGGUUUAUCCGGGACGGGUACUUUCUCGAUAUCAACGUCUUGGAAGCAUGCGUGCGCGACAACGUGGGCGACCUGACAUUUGAAGAGGCCUAUGCGCGCACCAAACGCGUUCUCAACAUCACAGUCUCAACAGACGGACGUGGCGGCGUGCCGAACCUUCUCAAUUAUCUAACCGCGCCGAAUGUACUCAUUUGGUCUGCGGCCCUUGCCUCUAACGCUUCAUCUUCUACAUUAUACUCCCCGGUUGUACUGAAAUGCAAAGACGAAACCGGCGCCAUUGUUCCCUGGGCGUCCGCGCAAGAAGCUACAUUUCGGUCUUGGACUCACACCACGUACCGGGAUCGAGACUCUCCUUUGACCCGCGUCGCCGAGCUCUUCAACGUCAACCACUUUGUUGUGUCUCAGGCAAGACCGUACCUUGCCCCUUUCUUACGGCCGGACCUACAUCGUGCAGAUCCUCGCAAAGAAGGCCGGCUUUUCAGCAGCUUGACUCUGCCUUUACUACGCCUCUUGACGCUUGAAGUGCGUCAUCGCCUGGAACAGCUGGAUUCAAUGGACCUCUUAUCCCCUAGCAUCCGCCGAUUUCUCAUCACCGAAGAUAUCCCAUCCACUUCUAGCUUGACUCUUGUACCCGAACUCACGCCGAGCGAUUUCUUCAAGCUAUUAGAAAACCCAACAAAGGAAAGUAUAGACUACUGGAUCAUGCGUGGCGAACGAAGUGUAUGGCCCGCCGUUGGCGCGCUUAGAACGAGAUGCGCAGUGGAAGUCGAACUGGACAGGGCUUAUCAGCAUGUCAGACGCAAAAAGCCGCUAGAUUUGGUUGUUGAGUCGUCUGCCACAGACUCGAAUGGGAACGGGCUAGGUAUCUCUGCCGGUGGUGCUGGUGCUGGUCUUGGGAACGACGCGUAUCGCAGAAAUUCCGUGGAAGGUAAAGCGAAGAAUGAAAAAAAGAGAGGUCGAGCAGCAAGCUUGAGCGGUGCAUAGCAUUUCACCUUUCAUAUUAUUGUAAUAUCUUCAUCUCCUUUCCAGUCAUCAACCUGGGGUAUCCGUUGGUCUGGUCUGGGUGGUCCUUUUGACCAAACCCAUCUAUGCACAAGUCUGAUAUAAGUGAACGUAUUUUGGGCAAUCACCAGCAUUCUCAGCAUAAUCUUGCCGACUGAUUGUUGAUAAACUUCCUAAAUGGGUAAUGUUGGUGGUGAUCACGGACCGGUGGAGGCAUCAUCAAAAGACCACCGGAGUCUACCAGCCCCAAUGGACACUUAAAUUAUAACUUAUUUGUCUCAUAUCAUUCCAUCUCGUUUCAUUUGUCUUUAUCCAACUUUCCUAUCCAUUUGUCUCAUUGUAUUCAUCAUUGCUGUGCAUUGACCGCGUUUGUCACGUGAUCGCUUUAGCCUAGCUGUAUAGCGGGCG